Molecule: messenger RNA, 789 nt
Organism: Cyphellophora europaea CBS 101466
Lineage: Eukaryota; Fungi; Ascomycota; Eurotiomycetes; Chaetothyriales; Cyphellophoraceae
Exons: 2
Coding region: 1-789 (262 amino acids)
Source: RefSeq, a predicted model, not a curated record
AUGGCCACUGCAGACGUCAGCAGCUACAGCGACUACCUCCCACUGCGCAUCUCGCUCCUGGAGAAGGAGAAAGAGCUGACGCGUCUCCGUGACCAAAUCACCAAGCAACGCAACCAACUGCCGCUUGUCGCUGUCGAUAAAAGCUACGAGUUCGUCGACUCCGAGUCGGGCGAGACGCUGUCACUGCGCAACCUCUUCGGCGAUCGGAAGCAGCUGAUUGUGUACCACGCCAUGUUCUCGCCCGACCAGGAGCAAGCCUGCUCAUCUUGCACGCUCUUCCUGGACCAUAUCCCGCCACUGGAGCACCUCCGCUCGCACAACACCAAUCUCGUCGUUGUAAGCCGGGCCAAGCCAGAGCAGAUCAAAGCAUACAAGGAGAAGAUGGGGUUUGAUCGCUUCCGCUGGGUGAGCUCGUACGGGCAGGAUUUCAAUUAUGAUUAUCAGGUGACGGUCGACAAAGAGAAGAACCCGCACUAUAACUUCCAACCUGCCGAGCAUUGGCAGCAAAGGAAGAUGCCGUGGUUCGCCGAGGGGGAACAGCCGGGUCAUAGCAUCUUUGUGUUGGGUGGGGAGCCUAAGGAUGGAGGUGUGGGCAAGGGGGGAGAGGCGGGUAAGGUGUACUAUGCUUACAGCACUUAUGCUAGAGGUGGCGAGGACGCCAUGACUACGCUGAGGUGGUUGGACUGGACUCCGCUCGGGCGUCAAGAUGGCCAGCUCGAAGGGGCUGAGGGAGUAGGGUACAAGCGCCGGGGUGAGUAUUCGGUGGAGGAAGUUGGGGCGAAGCAUUAG